This is a messenger RNA of Saccharomycodes ludwigii, 396 nucleotides long. RefSeq names its product DNA-directed RNA polymerase I subunit RPA14 (gene RPA14). The record is from RefSeq and is a predicted model, not a curated record. NCBI's taxonomy places the organism in Eukaryota, Fungi, Ascomycota, Saccharomycetes, Saccharomycodales, Saccharomycodaceae. The transcript has a single exon. Bases 1 to 396 code for a protein of 131 amino acids.
AUGUUUAAUAGAUCAAAGAGACCACAAGUCAUUGGUAAUAACCCAUUAAAUACACCAAUCGUGAUUCACAAAAAUACUGAUAAUAUCCAACACUUAAAUGAUCAGGAAAUGCUAACGUUUUUAUCUGAUUUUAUCAAUACAAGAGAACAAAUAACCAUAGAUACAAACACAACUUCUGUUGGUGCUACUACUAAUAAUAACAAUAACUACUUUACUAGUUCUUUGUCACAUUUGAAAAGAAUUGAAAGGGAUUUUAAGGGAUUGCCUCCUACUAUUCUAGAAGGUAGCAAUAUUGAUGAAGAUGUGGAUCAAAAAAUAGUGGAGGGUGAAAAUGAAGAUGCCACCACCACUAAAUCAGCCACUGGGGCUGGCAAAAAGUUAAAGUUUUCUGAUUAA